CUUAAGUUGCAUCGCUCCUCUCGUGUGUCGUCCCGACCCGACGACGAUCACCCCGACCCCCGACAAUGAUCAGGCCAUGAUACGGACCGGUCGGCUACGAAAAAGUUUCGCGCCCAUGGGUGAUUAUGCAUUGCGCCACCGUGCGUGACCAACGCUCUGGAUCCUAAAUAAAACGUUCAACGCAAUCCACCAGCGUCAUGAAACACAGCAGUCCUCUCUCAGACACAUUGGAUCUGAGUUCGCAUCAUCCGCAUCAUCAUCAUUAUCAUCAUAACAAUAACAACAACAACAACAAUUCGAACGGCAUCGCUAGCUCCACUACAUCCGGUGGUUUGCAAGAAAUCGUGAUGAAAGAAAAAAGCAAAAACGCAGCGCGGUCGCGCCGCGUUAAGGAGAAUCAGGAAUUUUUGGAGCUGGCGAAGCUGCUACCACUUCCAGCUGCCAUUACUACACAACUGGACAAGGCCAGCAUCAUCAGACUGACCACAAGUUAUCUCAAGAUGAGAGCCGUCUUUCCUCAUGGUAACGAAUAUGCCCAUUUGGUAAAUCUUGCUUUUAUUUGUUAUAAUCGAGUUUUUUUAUAUUAUCAAAUCGAAUCAAUAUAUAGAAUAAUGAUUGUCAUACACUGUUCCGGCUAUUUAAAAUGCAUCGUGGAGGCUCCCAUCGGAUCCGAAUAUGAGGACGGCGUCGGACGAUGCAUCCGUAAUGUCGGUUUAAUGGCGGUCGGCCACUCGCUGCCGACGAGUUCCAUAACCGAGAUUAAAUUGCAUCACAACAUGUUCAUGUUCCGAGCUUCGCUCGAUCUGAAGCUCAUAUUCCUCGAUGCAAGAGUCGCUCAAUUAACAGGCUACGAUCCACCGGACCUAAUUGAGAAAACGUUAUACCACUACGUGCACACAUGCGACGUUCUGCAGCUGCGACAUGCUCAUCAUGUUUUGUUGCGCAAAGGUCAGGUGACAACGAGGUACUACAGGUUUCUAACAAAAACUAGCGGUUGGGUGUGGAUGCAGUCGUACGUGACGAUUGUGCACAAUUCACGAAGCUCGCGUCCGCACUGCAUCGUGUCCGUCAACUACGUCUUGACGGCCACCGAGAGCACGGGCCUUAUCCUGAACUGCGAACAAAAGUCGUCCUGCUCGAGUCCAGGAAAUCCACCGAGCGCUCCAGUGUCGACGAUUGGUGAUCUGGACAAUCACAGCCCAAGCCCGCCUUCUUACCGCAGUAGGACCAAGGAACCACCCGAUACCGAUUACGCCGACAGUUCCGGUUACCCAAACUCGGAGUACAUGGCAAGUUCGACCAAUCACAACCACUACCUGUCAUCCUCGCCAUAUGCGCCGCAUAGUAUCAAUGGUGCGGCGCACGAGGACAGCGCUUACUACAGUCCGGAUUUAUUCUACCAGUACAAUGACCUCCACCAAGACCCCGUAAACACCCUGCAGCACCAACAAGACACGCACCAACAGCACCUUCUGCAUCACGCCACGUCCCUGACUAUUCAGCAGCACAGCCCGCAGAACAACCAGCAGAAACGACAGCAUCCUCAGCAGCAUCUGCUGCAUCAGAGUGCGACCUCUUUGACGACCCUCGAGCAGCAACAGCAACAGCAGCACAGCCCUCAGAGCGGCCAACAGAAGCGACCUUACUCGACAUCCUCGAGCUCCUGCGGUAGCACCGACGGUCUGGACGUGCACUUGACGAAUUCCCUACUGCCGUCAGGAUACCACACAUCCCAUCAUCAUCACCAUAUGCCGCCGGACUCGACAUCGUCGACGACGUUGAACGAGGCUGGAGGCGUAAUCAUGUACCCGACCUGCGGUUUCAACAACAACGAGAGCUAUAACGCCGCGGCGCUUCAGCACCACGACGGUUACCAGCAGAAUCACCCUCAGGUUCACCACAGCAACGGCAACGGAACGGUGAAGCAUCCUCAUCACCAUCAUUUGGAGGCCUCGUCGGCCGGCUACACUAGCGUCAUCGUCGACUCUCAACAGUACAGUCCCAGCACCGUUCCCCAAGAGCUACACGCGCAUCAGACGGCACCGGUGAGCGGCGGUACGCCGCCGCUGCACCAUCAGCCUCAUUACGAGACGCAUCAUCAGUUUGUUCACUGACAUCAAUUCGAGGUGCCCUGCGCGUAGCACUUCGACGCGGCUUGCGACGAUGGCGCGUGCGGGCAUCAUCAUCAUCAUCACCGUCAUCAUCAUCAACAACAGCAGCGUCAUUGCGCAACGUCGGAAUGUGCUGGAGAGCAAUACGCUGGGCAUCAGAUGAACAAUGAAUCGUACAACCCAACUGAGUCUCACGUCACCUACGUCACGCCCUACAAACGACUAUGGAAGAUAGAGGAACGGAGUGUCUCGACCGUAAAAGAUGCUUCACAAAAUUUCACGUAGAGAAAAAGGAUGAGUUGCGGCAAAACCGGCGUUCCAUUUGUGAGCUAAGCUUUGGGAAACACGUAACUGACUCUGGUCAUAAUUCUAUAUCGUUUUUACUCGUAUUAUCACGUUAUCGCAGUAGAAUCUCAAUGAUAGCGACGUUGACGACUGCAGUGGCGGUGAAAGCGAAUCUGUUUGAUUUCAACAUUCUAUCGCAGCUUUAAUAAAUACUACUGGAAUAAAAAUUCAAGAAAAAAUACAAAAUAAAAUAAUGAAUAUAGUACUAUUAUCGUUAUUUUUUCAUGGAUAAUUCAAAUGACAACUAUAAAAGCUCGAUGGAAUCAAUUCCGAUUGCAUUGUAACGAUAUGAACAAUGCUUCCAACAGCGAUUCGAACAUCAAUGCGACUUCGAUGAAUACAAUAUAAGAAAGUAGACAUGUCAGUGUAGUAUAAUUACUAUUAAACGCGGAUAACGCUAGCCGAGUCACUGUGAAUAAAAUUAAUGUGGAUGAAGUUUAAGAUAUUAAUGACUUGAAGAGGCUCAACUCCUUUGUACGUACUUUGUAUCACAUAUCUCGAGAUGAGACAAUAAUGAUUCGCGAUGUUUUAAUCCAGCUCCACUUAAGUACUUCACAAUAGUGAUCGUCGGGAGCACCGCGUAGGAAGGAGUUAAGAAUAUUUUACACGCGCUGGACGCGAAUUUCGUGAAGGCUCCACGAGGAGUAAUUCGACGAAAAUACCGGACGUGAAAUAUUAAUUAAUAUUCGAACGUUUGAAUUUGAAAGCCAUAUAUGAAAAAUUGAAAGCAAGAGCAAAAGAUAUAUGUAUAUUGAUUUUCACAAACCUCUUAAGAUAUCGUGAAAUGGAAUAUAAGAAUUCUAUAUAAAGUUUAUUUAUAUUAGAAAAUAUAAUUCUAAAUAAAUUUUAAUAUAUGUAUAGUAAAUUGAUAUAUCGAAUGUUUCAAAAUUCGCGCAGUGGAAUACACAGUGCGAUUAUCUGUGUUAGAAGAAGCAACAUUUUCCUCGGGCAAAAUUGCAUCUGAGUUUUUAAGUCAGUUCGCAAUUUUACCGCAAGAAAAGGCUUAUACUUCUUCUGACACAGAGAACCACACUGUGCAUUCCGUGUACGCGGAUUCGGGGCACUCUGUAUAUUGAAGUUAAUGUACAUUGAAUAUAUAAAGUCCUAAAUAAAUUUUUGUUCCACUGACGGGUUAUAUCAUCAAAAAGGUUUGAUAAAAAAAUAUAGCAAAAUUAAAUGGUUUUAGCUGUUCUAAUUUUUCGCAUUAUUAUUACGCAUUUAUGCGCGUGCAUGCAAAAAUUGCAUUUUUUUCUUAAAAACAAAACAGAUAAAUAAUAUUUUAUAAAUUUUAAAUUAAAAUAACGCUUAACUUAAUAAUUUUUAUGGAAAUAUUGUAAUGCUUUUUUUAUAAGGAAUAAAGAAUUGCGUCGAAUAAUGUUUUAAAAAACACAAAGUUUCAAAGGCACAAAGUCAGAAUAGCUGAAAUUAUUCAAUUUUAUCUUACAUCUUCCUUCCAUAUCUCAAGCCGUUUUGGCGAUAUAACCCGUCAAAAUUUUCUGUGAAAAAUUUUGUAAAUAAAUUUUGUAUAAUUUUAUAUUAGUCAUUUUCAUCCUUUCAAUUUUUGCAAGCGUUGAAAUAAGGUAUUCUAAUAUUAAACAAUAUACUAAUCAGGCUAUUAUGCGUUGUUGUUGUACCAUUAAUGCGAGAUCUUUUCUCGAAUGUAAAUACUGUAGACGUGUAAAUUAUUCUAAUUAAUUAAAAUUAAUUGUAUAUAUAGUAGCACUUAUGUCGAUCCGCGAAGACUGACCGGUGCUUGUGCCAAUCGACCAAAGAAAUUUACGCUCUUUUUAUCGAAGAAUUAGUAUUAUAUUUUUAAUCGCGCUUAUAUUUAAGUACGAGUAUCCAAUAAAGAUAGAAGAGCGAGUACUGUAAAUGUAUCUAAACGCGUAGCGCAAAAUCCAAUACUUUUUAACCGCCGCGAGAUAUUUUAUUACAGAUAGAAAUUAUUACAUCAUAGACUAUGCUGUAUAAUAUAAAACGACGCGCAUGUAUAAUCGGCAUCAAAAAAGAAAACCCGAAACCUAUAAUUGUUCUUUUAAUAAUAUCUCUCUCGGAACGCGAGAAAAAAAAGUCUCGACCAUUUUAACGCCGACUAUACAUAUGUCACAAUGCAGGCCUGAUUAUUUAUAUCAAUGUAAAGUGUGUGAGAUUUCGUAUAGCGAGAAUCACGGCAAUGUCCGUGUCAAGCAUUGUACAUAUUGUAAAAGUGUAGCACUACAUACGUACAUACAAGAAAGUAUAUCAUAUUUUCCUCUGAAAAA
Molecule: messenger RNA, 4717 nt
Organism: Temnothorax curvispinosus
Lineage: Eukaryota; Metazoa; Arthropoda; Insecta; Hymenoptera; Formicidae
Gene: sim
Product: neuronal PAS domain-containing protein 3-like
Exons: 7
Coding region: 198-2114 (638 amino acids)
Biological process (GO): regulation of transcription by RNA polymerase II
Molecular function (GO): DNA-binding transcription factor activity, RNA polymerase II-specific; protein dimerization activity; RNA polymerase II transcription regulatory region sequence-specific DNA binding
Source: RefSeq, a predicted model, not a curated record